AUGCAGCAGCGUUUGAAAACCAUUACCCUGCACGGACAUAUCUCCUCCCCCAAUGUCCUCAAAUGUGCAAUCACUAUGGAAUACCUGGAUGUUCCCUACGAGGUGAAAAUCUGGGACAUUGUCUUCGACAGGACGAAAGGCCGCAACCUCGACAAUUCCCUCGAUAAGUUGAGCCCCAAUGGCCGAGUGCCUGUAAUCAAUGACCCAAAUACGGGCGUAGAGCUGUGGGAGAGCGGCGCCAUUGUCAACUAUCUCAAACGCCAGUAUGACCACACGGCCAUGUUGGGGCCGAAGGGUGAUUCUGAGCAGUCGAUCAAGGACCGGGCCGAGCUGGACAAAUGGGAAAUGCUCUUGCUGACUACGAUUGGGCCCAUGACCGGCCAGCUGGUGUGGUUCUCCAUGUAUCACCACGUACCCAACGAAGACGCCAUCGACCGGUACUUGAAACAGGUGUAUCGGUACUACGACGUGGUCGAAGAGCAACUCAAGACGACGGGUGGCAAAAGUAUUUGUCCGUGGGGGUUUUCCUCGGCGGACAUCCAGUAUCAGCCGUGGUUAUCUCGUCCGACUUAUAUCAACGUGUCUUUGGAUGGCUAUCCCAACAUCCGUAAGUGGGUGGAGCUCAUGGGCAAGGAGCAACAGAUCCAGAAUGCCUACCAGAGGAUCAAGGAGGCUUCUGAAAAAGCAGGGCAUUGA
This is a messenger RNA of Cladophialophora immunda, 696 nucleotides long. RefSeq lists its product as uncharacterized. NCBI's taxonomy places the organism in Eukaryota, Fungi, Ascomycota, Eurotiomycetes, Chaetothyriales, Herpotrichiellaceae. The record is from RefSeq and is a predicted model, not a curated record. The transcript is spliced from 2 exons. The coding region runs from base 1 to 696 and encodes 231 amino acids.